Molecule: messenger RNA, 1641 nt
Organism: Nestor notabilis (Kea)
Lineage: Eukaryota; Metazoa; Chordata; Aves; Psittaciformes; Psittacidae
Gene: FRMD3
Product: FERM domain containing 3
Exons: 13
Coding region: 142-1641 (499 amino acids)
Cellular component (GO): cytoskeleton
Source: RefSeq, a predicted model, not a curated record
AGGGAAACUAAAGGUCAGUUUCUCAUAGAUCACAUCUGCAACUAUUACAGCUUGCUGGAAAAAGACUAUUUUGGCAUUCGAUAUGUUGACCCUGAGAAGCAAAGGCACUGGCUUGAGCCCAACAAGUCCAUCUUCAAGCAAAUGAAAUCUCAUCCACCAUUUACCAUGUGCUUUAGAGUGAAAUUCUACCCACAUGAACCCCUGAAGAUUAAAGAAGAGCUCACCAGGUACCUCUUGUACUUACAAAUAAAAAGGGACAUUUUCCAUGGCCGUUUGCUGUGUUCUUUUUCUGAUGCUGCCUACCUGGGUGCCUGUAUUGUCCAAGCUGAGCUUGGUGAUUAUGAUCCUGAGGAACACCCAGAGAAUUACAUCAGCGACUUUAAGAUUUUUCCGAAGCAGUCACAAAAGCUCGAGAAGAAAAUAGCCGAAAUGCAUAAAAAUGAAUUCAGAGGUCAGAGCCCAGCUGUUGCUGAGUUUAAUUUGCUCCUGAAAGCAUAUUCUUUGGAAACUUAUGGUGUUGAUCCUCAUCCUUGCAAGGACUCAAUGGGGAUGACUACAUUUUUAGGAUUCACAGCUGCAGGAUUUGUAGUUUUCCAGGGGAAUAAAAGAAUUCAUUUGAUAAAAUGGUGUGAUGUCUAUAAACUGAAAUUUGAAGGGAAGACUUUUUAUGUGUUCGGAGCUCAGAAAGAGAAAAAGACUAUGCUGUCAUUCCACACCUCUACACCAGCAGCCUGCAAGCAUCUUUGGAAAUGUGGGGUGGAGAACCAGGCUUUUUACAAGUAUGCAAAAUCCAGUCAGAUCAAGACCAUGUCCAGCAGCAAGAUAUUUUUUAAAGGCAGUAGAUUUCGAUACAGCGGAAAAGUAGCCAAAGAGGUUGUGGAGGCAAGCUCUAAAAUCCAGAGGGUACCUCCUGAAGUUCACAGAACCAGCAUUACCCAGAGUCGCAGCUCUCCCGCCUUGAACAAGCAACUCAUAAUCAACAUGGAACCUCUACAGCCUCUUCUUCCUUCACCCUGUGAGGAGGAAGAGGUUCCUUUAGAUGAAGGUGUCCAACUGCCAAAGGAAGAUGAGAUUUCAGUGCCGGUGACCUCAAGCUCGCCAGUUAAGGACACUGGGGAGAAUGUUGACCUUGCCAUUGAACAGGAAGAGAAAAUGAAAGAAGAACCUUUAACCAUCUCAGAACUGGUAUACAAUCCUAGUGCCAGCAUGCUGCCCACUCCUGUUGAUGAUGAGAUUGACAUGCUCUUUGAUACCUCUCCAAGAGUAGAGCAUGAGAAAGAUGAUACAGAUUCAUUUGAGGAACUGGAAGCAGAUGAAAAUGCAUUUUUGAUUGCAGAGGAGGAAGAACUGAAAGAAGCUCGGAGAGCGCUUAGGUGGAGCUAUGACUUUCUAAUGGGCAACAUAGAGGUGAAUGCCUUUGUGAAGAGUUUCUCCAGACUUCUCUUUGUAGGCCUUGGACUGUUAUUGUUUGUGUUUCCUCUUCUCCUUGUUCUCUUGGAGUCGGACCUUCAAAUCUCUUUUCUCCAUGAAAUCCGUCAGACACCUGAGUUUCAGCAGUUUCAUAUUGAAUAUUACUGCCCCCUUAGGCAGUGGGUAGCUUGCAAAAUAAACUUCCUUCGUGACAUGCUGGGCAGCUUUUAA